AUGGGACUCUUAUCUCAAGGAAUUUUGCUUAUAUCCAUUCUACAGCUUAUACACUCUGGUUUUUCCAGCCACGAGUUUUUCAUCCUCAAAAAGAGGCUAGUGGCUAACAGUAAUCUGGAUGUGGACUCAUUAGCGCUGCCCCGAGAUAUACAUUUGGAAGCCGUUUGUGGGAUGAUUUUGUUGACGCUGUCUGUUUUUUUGUCGUUUAACAAACUAGAGUUCUUGCCUUUGUCAAGCAAACUCAAAUUAAUGAAGCAAAACAACAUUCUCCAGGAGAUUGAUAUGAAUAAAGCUACAAGUACUAAGAACCUCAUGGGCUGUAACCCUUACGGAGAUUUUAUGAACCUUCCGGGGUUUGUCGAUAUCCAUGCCAAACGUGAGGAAGUUAGAAAGUGGCGAAAGAGCCAAACAGAAGUAGCCGAAUGA
Molecule: messenger RNA, 426 nt
Organism: Lachancea dasiensis
Lineage: Eukaryota; Fungi; Ascomycota; Saccharomycetes; Saccharomycetales; Saccharomycetaceae
Source: the annotation of a GenBank genome assembly